This is a messenger RNA of Entrophospora candida, 456 nucleotides long. The record is from the annotation of a GenBank genome assembly. NCBI's taxonomy places the organism in Eukaryota, Fungi, Glomeromycota, Glomeromycetes, Entrophosporales, Entrophosporaceae.
AUGAUCAACUCAUUCCCGCAUAAUGAUGUCAGAAAAAGAGCAGACGAUGUUGCUAAAUAUACUCAAUGUCCUGGUACCUUUCCCAUCACUGUUAUAGAAGAUACAUACACUCCAGCAGUAAUUGUACCUGGUGUAAACAUCACCCAACACAUUAUAUGGGAUAGCACUGUCGAAAUUUCACCAAAAACCGUCCUUGACUUGACUGUCACCCACCUUGAUGGCACAUUGAUAUUUUCACAUAAAGAGAUUUAUUGUACAAGUUCGCAGAAACCCCUUAAUGUAGAAUGUCCAAUUCCACCAGGACAUCUCGACUUUAAAUCUCUAUAUCUGUACGCUAGUACUCCUGACCAACCUAAGGGUGUAACUACUGAGUUUCUCGCAAAUCAAACUCUUAUCAGCCCAGAUGGAACUAUUUUAAUGUGUACAGAAGGCAAGGGCUCCAUAGCAUUUCCUUAG